AUGGAAAAUGAUUCAAACGCAAUUACAACGUUAAAAAUCCUAAUCAUUGGAGAAAGUGGCGUUGGAAAGUCGAGUUUGAUGCUUCGGUUUGUCGAUGAUGUUUUCGACCCCGAACAAGCUGCCACAAUAGGCGUAGAUUUCCGAGUUACGUCUAUGACGGUUUCUGGGAAUCGAGUCAAGCUUGCGAUUUGGGAUACUGCUGGACAGGAACGUUUUAGGACAUUGACACCUAGCUAUUAUCGUGGAGCUCAAGGAGUGAUUUGUGUGUACGAUGUAACGAAUCGAAGCUCAUUCGAUAAAUUGGCUCAUUGGAUGACUGAAGUUGAUACGUAUUGUACAAAUGAUGACGUGGUUAAAAUGCUUGUGGCGAACAAAAUUGAUAUGCCAAAUCGGGUUGUGUCGCGUGAAGAAGGGCUAAAAUUCGCAAGAAGACAUCGUACACUCUUCAUUGAAGCCAGCGCCAAGACUAAAGAAGGUGUUCAGUGUGCAUUUGAAGAGCUUAUCGAAAAGAUUAUUCAAACUCCGUACUUGUGGGAAAAUGAGCGACAAACUUUCCGAUUAGGAGACUCUGACCAAUCAUCAAAUUCAUCAUGCCUUUGCUAA
Messenger RNA from Caenorhabditis bovis, 603 nucleotides. NCBI's taxonomy places the organism in Eukaryota, Metazoa, Nematoda, Chromadorea, Rhabditida, Rhabditidae. The record is from the annotation of a GenBank genome assembly.